This is a messenger RNA of Orcinus orca (killer whale), 7664 nucleotides long. It is a transcript of the gene GASK1A, whose product is annotated as golgi associated kinase 1A. Bases 1826 to 3562 code for a protein of 578 amino acids. The transcript has 6 exons. NCBI's taxonomy places the organism in Eukaryota, Metazoa, Chordata, Mammalia, Artiodactyla, Delphinidae. The record is from RefSeq and is a predicted model, not a curated record. Gene Ontology annotation, cellular component: Golgi apparatus.
CACUACGGGUAACAGUGAUUUAUAAAACUUUGUUUUAGUUACGUUUGUACGUGUAUGUUUGUGUAAAAGGUCAUGACAAAGAAUGUACAUCUUAUGUGGGUUGCAGUCAGAAAAGGAGACUCAAAAGACCACAUCGUCUCCCCAAACAUCUGGAGAGAACACAAAAAAGUUUGUACUGUCUGUCCCUCUCCCCCGUCCUCUACAUUCCUCAGCCAGCACUCAGAUUCUCAGUUCUCUCCGUCCUCCCUAUGCACAAAUAAGCUUUGGUUUUCAGCACCGCAUCCUGCCUCCUGUUCCUGGCUUAUCGAUUUCUUCCUCUUUCUCACGUGCUCUAGCAAAUAGACUUUGGUUUACUAAACUACUAACUGACUAUCUGGCCUCAGGAAAGUCACUUCAACUGCCUAAUCCUCAGUUUCCUUAUUUGAAAAAUGAUGGUAAUAAAAUUUCUCUCUUAGGAUUGCUUGUGAUGAUGAAAUGAAAUAACCUCUGGAAAGCAUCUGGAACAAGAUAAGGACUGAAAAAAAUACUUUCCUUUCCAUCUGUUGUAGCCCCAGCAUACACACACACACACACACACACACACACACACACACACACACACACAAUUUAAGGAGACCCUCUUAAGAAGCACUGUCAUCAGUGACAACCUCAAAGCAUUCUGUAGCAGGGAACUUCUGGGAACAUACCAGUUUUUGUCCAUCUAAUAUGGUUUGUACUAGUUUCAAUCUUGGAGGGUAAUAUUUUAGCCUGGUUCCCAGAUUCUCUGAGUCCUACUGCUGACACUAUCCCCACCUCCACCUUCUUGCCUGCAGGCUGUUAAGAAUCCUGAGAUACAACGUUGGGCUGCUUAGGGACACUGGUCUCAAAGAGGUCCAGGCACUGGUAGAAGGUCACUGAGCUGUUUACAGAGGGGCCAGCCCCCAAUUCCAGGGCUAUGGGCUCCAAGCCCAGUCUUCUCUCCAACAAGGAGCAUGAAGACCCCGGGGACACAGGGCCCUGCGUUCGCAUCCUUAGCAGAGAGGUUGGUAUCAGUGGCUUACUGCAGCAACUUAAACACUGAUUAGUUCUCAAGGAGAAAACCUGUUCAUCGUUAAUGAUCUUAAGUGGUCAACGGAUCCUCCUUCCGUGUUUCCUUCCAAAUCGCCCUUGGGGACUGGGCCCAAGCAAGGCUAUGAGAUGCCAGUAAAGUUGUCUUUCUGAGGCUUUGCAGGGGAAAGCGAUAGUUUGGGAGACCCUCCGCAGGAACCCCCGGGUUGCCAGGGGCUCACGGUGCACCGCACCCCUUGGAGGAGAGAUCGAGGCGAUGUCCCCAGGCCUUGCGCAGCGCCCCUCGCCCCCCAGCCUCGGCUCAUCACCCAGCGGACCGGCGGGCGGGGCCCAUUCCUUCCUAGCACCUGGGCCCCUGCUUCAGGCGGCUGCGGCUGCUCGAGCCCGGGGCAGGGCUUUUAUUGUGAAAGGAGCUCCCCCCUCCCGCGCUUUCGGGGAAGUGGGGAGGCUGGGCCGGGACUCGACGCCAGGACUUUGCAAACUCUGCAAACGUCCCUAGCUGAUUGAGGAGGCUCGAGGCUGCGGGAAGGCUACCGCAGAACGACAGAUCCCGCGUGUGCAUUCUCCUAGACCUCCUCUAACGAAGCCUAACCUCAGAGCAUCCCGCCACGCAUCGCCUGCCCCGGAAUUGGCCGCUAGAAAGCUGUGGCCCCUCGGUCCGGAUCCCGCAUCCCGGGAAGCCCGGAGAGCCACGGUGCCGGGGGCGGGCCGGGGCGGCGGGAUGAGCUGGCGAGCAGGCUGAGCGCGCCGAGGAGCCGGUCCAGCCACCGAGGGGGACAUGGCAUCUUGGCUCUGGAGAAAGCUGCGUGGCAAGAGGCGGUUGGUGACGGCAUUCUGCCUCUUAAUGGCUCUGUCUGUGGUGGCUGUCACCCGCUUUCCUCCACAGCACCCAGCCGCCAGCCCAGACCCUGGUCCCGUGGAGCCCCAGCAGGUAACUGGUGCCCCUGUCCCCCAGAGCAGGCAGGCUCUGAGCUCCGGCUGGAGGCGGCGGGCAAGAAACCUGAGGUUCCGGAGAGGCUGGGCCUUGCCUGGGAGCUCCAUCCUGGUGUGUGCUGAGGAGCAAGGCCACGGAGGGAGCGUGGACAGCAGCAGGCAGUCCCCAGGCAUGGACAGCAGGCGUCCAGGGAGGGUCAAGAGGGGCAUUACUUUGGCACCUCCAGGAGAUCUGAGACUCAGUACCCGGCAUCUGGUGCUCCUGAGGGCAGAUGAGGUCAGGGGUCCAGGAACCAAAGACCUGGACCUCCCCUGGCACAGUGGUCCCCUCUGGGAGGCACAGAGCAAGACGGGCACCCCAGAUGGCCCCCUCGCAGGGCACAACAUGGCAGCAUUACAGACUUGGAGAGCUACUGCUGGACCGACCCUCCGGCCUCAUCCAGCAGAAGGCGGGGAUCUGCCAGGACUGAGGAACAGAGCCUUGACUGGUGGACGACAAGCAGGGGGUCCCUCCCCGGCCACGGGGGCUCGUCAGUGGCCUGGCUCUGUUGGGGAGCUGCAAGGAUCUGUGUGGUGUGACGCUGAGACCCCCAGGCUGUCGAGUGGCUUGAGGACCAGCGAACAGGUGCCCCCGUGGCUCACAGAGCAGGAUGUACAGACCCUCCAGCUGCUGGCGCAGGGGCAGGUGGUGGGCAAAGCCAGGGUCCCUGGCCACGGGCAGGUGCUGCAGGUUGGCUUCUCCGCCAAGGGUGCCCUUCAGGACCUGUCUCCGGGGCUCAGCCACCUCUGCUCCCAGGGGCUCUGUGGCCUGAUCAAGAGGCCUGGGGACCUGUCUGAGGUCCUGUCCUUCCACGUGGACCGCGUGCUGGGGCUGCGCCGGAGCCUACCUGCCGUGGCCAGGCGCUUCCACAGCCCCCUGCUGCCCUACCGCUACACGGACGGUGGCGCAAGGCCCGUCAUCUGGUGGGCACCCGACGUGCAGCACCUGGGUGAUCCAGAUGACGACCAGAACUCGCUGGCCUUGGGCUGGCUGCAGUACCAGGCCCUGCUGGCACGUGACUGCAGCCAGCCGGGCCAGGCCGCAUGCCUGGGCAUCCACCGCACUGAGUGGGCACGCCUGGCACUCUUCGACUUCCUGCUGCAGGUCCAUGACCGCCUGGAUCGCUAUUGCUGCGGCUUCGAGCCCGAGCCCUCGGACCCCUGUGUGGAAGAGAGGCUCCGAGAGAAAUGCCGGAACCCGGGGGAGCUGCGGCUGGUCCACAUCUUGGUCCGGAGCAGUGAUCUCUCUCAUCUGGUCUACAUCGAUAACGCCGGCAACCUUCAGCACCCGGAGCACAAGCUGAAUUUCCGGCUGCUGGAGGGCAUCGACGGGUUUCCUGAGUCUGUCGUGAAGGUUCUCGCAUCAGGGUGCCUACAGAAUAUGCUGCUCAAGUCGCUGCAGACAGACCCGGUGUUCUGGGAAAGCCAAGGCGGGCAGCAGGGCCUACGGCGAGUCCUCCAGACCCUGGAGCGGCGAGGACAGGUCCUGCUGAGCCACAUCCAGACGCACAACCUGACACUCUUCAGGGACGAGGGCCCGUAAGCCCCCCACGGUCUGGGCGGGACUCUCACCUCACUGCAGGGGGAAGAAGCGGGGGCAUCUCACGACAUGACCUGAGUGGAUAAGUGCCCAUCCUCACGGCCACAUUUUCUUGGGUUUACCCGCCUUGAAGACAAAAGGGAAAAGCCAGAAAUCAGGAGGGCACCAUGGAUUCCACAGGAUGUGUCAUCUGGUUGGGAUGGUGGAGGAGGUGGCUCCGGACGCGCAGGCUAAGCGGCCAUGGCUUCACGGGCCCAGCCACUUCGCGGCAUGUGGGAUCUUCCUAGACCGGGGCAUGAACCCGUGUGCCCUGCAUCGGCAGGCAGACUCUCAACCACUGCGUCACCAGGGAAGCCCUCUGUUUUAUAAAUAAGUUCAUUUGUAUCAUUUUUUUAAGAUUCCACAUAUAAGUAUUAGCAUAUAAUAUUUGUCUUUCUCUGUCUGACUUACUUCACGUAGUAUGAUCAUCUCUAGGUCCAUCUGUGUUAUUGCAAAUGGCAUCAUCUCAUUCUUUUUUAUGGCUAGAACUCUCUCUUUCUGUUUGAGUUCUCUCCAGUACUCCGCCCUUUGAACUCUGGCUGCUCUGGCUCCCCAAGACUUCCAGCUCUUUUUCUCAACUCAGGACUCUGCCUGGUUUCCUUUUCUUUUGGCCUAGAAACUCUCCAUGCAGUAAGCUGGGGAAAUUAUAAACUCUACCUCAUUUGUUUAUUCUCUCUCAGGGAUCACUGUGCAUCAUCAAGCAUGCUCGAUGUCUUAAAAACCAUCGUUUCAUAUGCUUUGUUCAAUUUUAUAACUAUUUCAGGCUAGAGGAUAAAUCCAGUCCCUGUUACUCUAUUUGGGCUGGAGCAGAAAUCCUGCCAUCAACUCUUGACUUCAUGACUUCUUCCACUCUUUCCUACUCUGACCCAUUCUCUGCCCAGCAACUAUCUUUUCUCUUUUAAAAAUCUAAUUACAUCGCUUCCUAGCUUAACAAUCUUCAAUGGCUUCCACUGCUCUAGAACAGAGACCAAAACCUCGAGCACAGCUCACACAGCACUGCACAGUACGUUUCAUGCUCACCUUUUCAGCCUUAUUUAGCCCCACAUCUUCCUCUAGCUCUUUGACCUCUAGCCUCACUACUGUGGUCCCUGGUGCCUCAGGGUCUUUGCACAUGCUAUUUCUUCUGCCUGAGAUGCUCUUCCCAUCUCUCUCUCACCUCUAGUUAGAUAACUCUCACAUCUUCCUCAAAGAAGCCCUCCAUGAUUUCUCAAGCCAGAGUAUGUUUUCCUGCCAUCCUUUCCCUGAACUCACAGUUCUUUUAUUCUGCCUCACUUUUUCACUGAUUUUAUUAUAUACUUGCAUGCUUAUUUAAUCAACAUGAGACUUCUUUGCUAGAUUUUAAGCUCCAGGACAUUGCAGAUAGUGUCCGUGUUGUUCUUCAUUGCAGCUACAGGAUCUGGCACAGGGCUUCACACAGAGUGAUGAGUUAGUGAAUAAAGGAGGGAAAGUACAGCAGAUGCUGUCAUUGCCAACCCACAUCCCCUCAACCUUCCCCACUCCCUUGUAUAAUGAUGGUUUCUUGAGGAACACCCCUGGGAUUCUCCAUCUGAGGGCUUUCUCCAUGAGUGCAGGGAAGGAAGUUCUGAGACUCCUAGAAACAGCUUGUGCAAAAUGGAUAGGAGGUGAAGGAUAAAAGCCUUCAUUCCUACCCCACUCAGGGAAGAUGACAGUGAGGUGGGGUCUGUGCAGUCUCCAGAGCUCCCCAGUGGGACUGAGACACUGAUUCCCACAGUGGUGGUAUUAAUUCCCCCUAUAUUAGCUUCCUUCCCUUCCUGUAUCACUUCUCCAGCCCUUGGCUGGAGCUUCCUGGUACCGCCUCUCAAACUACUUUCUCUCAAAUUCUUGUUUUGGGGGAACCCAACUUAAGAGAAUGAUACAACAAAUGAAAGUCAUAGAGGAGUGAGAGACUCCUGUAGGUGCGGAUGAUCCAGAUGGUAUAUGCAGCAUCUGGUGUGUUCGCUGGGUUUUGGAAGUCUGGCAUCGGAGGAGGAACAGGGGGCGAGCUCUACGUGCAAACUCCAAGGGCAGGUGUGGGAAGUGAGCAGGCUGUAUCGGAUUUCCUUCUCUGCCCCAGGAAUGGAAUGACUUUUCUGUUCCAACAAGCUAUCUUCGUUUUGUUUUAAGCAUUCUCCUCUCUCAUCCUCAGGAAUCUCAUCUUCAUCUCCUCUCUCCUUUCUCUUCUGAACUGAUGAAUCUUCAUAUGCCAGUGAGAUCAUUUGCUCUUUAGGCCACACUGCUGACAUCAGCCCUAUUACUACUGCUUUUACAAAAUGUCUGUUUCACAAGCCGGGAUUAAGUUCUUGACAGAGGAACGAAAUAUGGGACAGAGCGCGUUCAGAGCCUGGUCUUCAUCCCCCGAAACUCAGGCCAAGGGCUGGCGAUUUCUCCUGUGACGGCAAUCUAACGAGAGCAGGACAAACAGAGGGUUUCUUUUUCCUCCAGAAUGAUUUAGAAUGUCUUGCAGAUGAUUGCCCCCUUCUAGCCUGGCUAUGAAUCAGGUAGAUUCAAUCAGACUAGAAGAGUUUUUCCCAAAUUAAAGGAAGCAAAGCCAGCAAGCCUUCAACCUUGUCUUUGAUGAAUGUAAGACAACUCUAAGACAUUUGGCUCAAAUGCCUUCUCUGAGGUUAUGCAGUCUGAAAAUACACAUUGAAGAUCCCCCCCCAAACACUGAUAAAUACCCGCAAAUGAUAUAUUGCCCAGAGUGUUUGCUGAAUGAAGGAAAUUGUUGAAGGAUGGUGUUCCCCAUGUAGAAUUAGAGACCCAGAGCUCCUCUUAACUUCAGUGGGAGACUCCCAGCAGCGAGCAGUGGUGUUGCACGUCGCGUCUGCGUGAAAGUCAACUUGCCUAUAGCUGGGCCUCCACAAACCAACUGCCGCCCUCAUCAGCAGACAUUCUCUUGCUAGAAUUUGUGUGUGGUGCACAGUGGAUUGUUUAGGUAGUUUGAAAAAAAAAAUAGAGUCUCCUUGGGCGACUAAGCAACUGAGCUCAUCUGGGGCACCAUCCCAGGCAGAGACGUUAUCCAUCUUGCUGUCUCUCUGAGGUUUCACCUGGAUAUAGUGCAUUCUCUAGUCAUGCUGCCUCUGGACAGUCAACCAAACAAUGGUGAAGGCUGAUGGAGAUACACAGAAGAAACUAAGUCAGGGACUACCGACAACUCUGGAGUCUUGUGAAGGGCUGGCUCAUUCAGAGGUUUCAAUAGGUAGAGUCGAUGGUAGGUGAAGUUGGUCAUUCUUGCAGAAUGAAAAGACACUCGGGGAGAAGUGAGAUGGACCACAGGAAGAAAAAAAUUAAAGAUGAACACUUUCAUUAAUGGAUCAUCCCCCUGCUCUCUUUGCCUGUUCUCCUUAAGCACCUUGGGUUGGAACUCCCAGCCCCCAACCUUGAAGGGCCAGCUGGAAAGGUACCUCCUUACUGGUUAAUAGUUAACAUGUACUGAACACUUAACCGUAUGACAGACAUUGGCCAAUAGCUUCACAGCCUUAUUCUAUCUGAUUUUCAUGCAGCCAUGUAAAAAGAUAAAGAAAAAUGUCUUAAAAACUGGCAAGAGAAUUCCUCUUAUGAGAGGGACUGUCUUUUGAAAAGCAACUACAUGAGGUGCUUGGUGAGGGUAGCAGAUACAGAAGUCUGCACUCAUCAGGAUCUCACUCUGCCCUCACUCCAACCCCCUUCCACCAGGCUGCCCACACUGGAGAUGGAGAAAUACAAACUCCGUCUCCCAGACUCUUUGCAACAAGGGAUCCCUGGGACCAAGUCUCCACCAAACAGAUGCACCCUAUAAAACGUGGAAGAAGAAAGAGAAUGCCAUGAGGUGGUACCCCUGCCGGGGGAAAUGGUGGCAGAGGACGGUGGUUUCUCUAUAGCUGGCAGAGUCAGUGGUAUUUUCCAUCCCAUGGCACAGCAGCAUGAUCCCAGAGGUGGGGAGGCAGCUGCUCCCUCGGCAGUUCGGUUCUCAGACAUUGCGGGAAUUGUUCCUAGAAAACCAGUCUAGAGUCUGUUCCUCAUCCAUUCCAGUGAACCUCUGAGUCACCUAAUAUUCCUUAAUAAAUCCCAUUCUGUGUCCUCCUAA